GCUUUGGUUUCUUGAAAAACACCCUGGCUCUUUAAAACAACAGUGUGGUUAGAAAAGAGGAUAAUGGUUUAUUUUGAAUGCUAGAAUAUUCUGUAAAAAAAAAUACUCGGAAGUAAUUUGCCAGCGCGCAUUUACAUCAGCAUUUGGAUCAUUUUAGUCUAUUGAAAUAAAAAUAAUCAGAGUACGUAAGCCCAAUUUGAGCAUUGCACACUUCUGUAACAACCUCGACAAAAGGGAUCAAGCUUUAACCGUCCUCGUGGAUCAAUCACACUCCAUCCAGCCAGAUACCAAAAGGGCUGUUGCCAAAUGGGUGCCCAUCGAGGUGAGGGACGGAGGGACUGGCUUCAACAAGAUGCUGUUGAACAGACGCCCAUACAAACUAUGAAUCCAUGGAACAUCAUGAUAAAGCACAGACAGGUCUACCGCCGGGGCAGACGCUCACAGAUGACCAUGAGCUACACAGACCCUGUUAUAUCCAUGGACCUCUUGCGAACAGUUCUACAGCCCAGCUUCAAUGAGGACAUUAUGGGAGUCUUCAGAAAAUACAUGAAGUUUUUCGAGAAAGCAGCCAGCAACGUGAAGGAGAACUUCGAAGAGGACGUCCAGACCGAGCAGCUGAUCCGAGAAGCCUGCAGAAACUGCUUGGAAAAUGCCAAACAGCUCUUCUCAGACGGGGAGAAAUCGGCAUUGGCAAGACCCGGCCCUGAGCCUCAAGUCAAGCGGGUGAAGCUGGAGGAUGAGUCCAGUCAAAGAUCCAGCCCUGUUCCAAAGAAGCGGAAAGGGCGCAUGACAGCUCCUGUCGGGUCCACUUUCAAGCCUACUAUGUAUAGUAAUGUGCCUAAGCCCAAGACAUCGGAGUCCGUAAAGCGUGAGGGACCUAAGUGGGACCCUUCCAGACUGAAUGAAGGGAGCACAUUUGUUCUUAUACAAGCUGUAGAUUUAGAAUAUGCUGCCGAUGCCCAGGACAAACACUGGUUGGCAGAGAGACAGCAUAUGAGAGCUACAGGUGGAAAGAUGGCCUAUCUCCUUAUUGAAGAGGAUGUCCAGGACCUUUCUCUGAGUAAUGAUUACAAAGAUUGCCCUGACCUGAAAAUGACGCCAGUUGAGUUGAAGCCUUUCACAGUUCCCGGGUGGAUGAUUGAGAAGAUGCAGAAGGCCAUGGAGGUCCAGAGUUCAGGGAAGGAGUAGAGUCCUAGUCUACCUUGGCAAAUGGGCACCCUAUUUCCUCGCCUAUAUAAUACAUUACUGCUGACCAGAGCCCUGUUGGCCUGGACAUAGGUAGUGUGCUAAAGGGAAUAGGGUGCCAUUUUGUGGGCGGCAGGUAGCCUAGCGGUUAAAAGCAAUGGGCCAGUAACCAAAAGUUCACUGGUUUGAAUCCCUGAGCCGACUAGGUGAGAAAUCUGUCAAUGUGCCCUUGAGCAAGACACUUAACCCUAAUUGCUUCUGUAAGAGUCUGCUAAAUGACUCAAAUGUAAAAUGUCAAUUUCUGAUACAGCCGUAGAAAACCACGGAAAUAAUGAAUAUAUCAAUCGUAUCAAAUCACGAGAGACUGUACAAGAGUGCCAAUGUCUUUUUUGCCCGUGUGGCUUUGGAUCUCAUUGUAUACCAUUACAGAUUUUUAUUUUUAAUGUUUAUUUUUAUUUUUAUAGAUAUAUAUUAUAAAUGUAACUUUUAUUUAACUAGCCAAGUCAGUAAUUGAUCAGUUCUAUUUGAUGAAGAAAUGCCCCCCCCCCCUCCUUUUUUUUCUUAAUUCAAAAACAAAACACUCCUUACAGUACUCUGAUGGUUAAAAGGGGCUCUUUGGCAGCCUAUGGCCCCUUGGUAAUAGAACGGUUCUUGGGGCCAGGGGGGGGUGCCUCUGCCCACAUUGAAUAUAAGGAGUUCAAUAAAGAGUUACUGUUCUUGUAAAAUCAGUAAUUUUGUUUUCCCAUCUUCAACUGUAUUCUCAAUUUUAUAUUGUAAUAUGUUUCUACAAUGUCAGGUGCUUUUAUGCCAUUGUACUUCAUGGCAUAUAGACCAUGAUGAACUUUUAGACCAUAUACUUUUUUUUCUAGUGAAGAUAUGAAUCAACCUUAUUCGCUUAGAAAUAAAGGUUUUGAUUUGUCUA
Molecule: messenger RNA, 2107 nt
Organism: Oncorhynchus gorbuscha (pink salmon)
Lineage: Eukaryota; Metazoa; Chordata; Actinopteri; Salmoniformes; Salmonidae
Gene: dnttip1
Product: deoxynucleotidyltransferase terminal-interacting protein 1
Exons: 13
Coding region: 307-1188 (293 amino acids)
Cellular component (GO): nucleus
Molecular function (GO): nucleosome binding; DNA binding
Source: RefSeq, a predicted model, not a curated record